Prorocentrum cordatum is the source of this 1551-nucleotide messenger RNA. The record is from the annotation of a GenBank genome assembly. Lineage: Eukaryota; Dinophyceae; Prorocentrales; Prorocentraceae.
AUGCCAUGCUUGGAGGCUUGGGCUAGGUGGUGUUACGGCGGCCCGCCAGACCUGCUGUUUGGCAGCCAUGUGCUGACGUCCAACAGGGGAGUCCAGCAGGGCGAUGCUCUUGGACCUCUCCUGUUUUCGUUGGCUGUUCACCCUCUCCUGCAGGAGCUGAAGAGCGAUGCUGGUCUAGACAUCGUGCGCGGUUACCUCGACGAUUUCUGCGUGGCUGGCGAGUUCGACGCGACGCUGCGGGCGUUGCGGCUGAUUCAGGGAAGAGCGGCAAGCCUGGGCCUCGAGCCCGGGGACAAGUGCGAGGUCAUCCCCACGGCCGGGCGCAACACGGAGUGCAACCUGUCCGAGUUCCCCGCCGUUGUCCAGCGGGAAAUCGACGCUUGCUUCCAAUUCAUUGCGCAGAAGGUGGAGAGUGUGCACAAGCUGACCGCGACGCUCGACGAGGUGCCACUAUUGGAUGACGCCCAGGCUCGCAGGUCGACGUUCCAGAUCUGCACAGGCACAGCACUGAACGAGAGUCAGUGGCAGCAGGCGCCCCUCCCCUUGAGCAUGGGAGGGCUGGGAUUUCGGUUCGGAAAUUCUCACGCUGCUGCGGCCUACCUUGCUUCCUGCAUGGCGACGCGACACUACUGCGGUCAGAUCGACGCUGCCUUCUCGUGGGACGGGGGCUGCGAUGGCGGCGCCCUGGCAGCAGCAGCCAACCUCUACAAUGAUGGCUCCCGCCAGGAGCAUCACAUCGCAAACGAGGAUUCGGCUGCCGACGGCUCCUUCCCUGGCCGGCGGGUUCUGUCAAUGAAAGUGGACGAACAUCUCUUGGACCAGCUGAUCGCUGCAAGCCCAGACGUCCACAAGCGCAUGUCCCACUUCGAGUUUGUGGCGGCCUUGCGUUUGUGGCUGUGUUGCCGCGCUUCUAGCGGGGGCGACGGAUGUCCGAAGUGCGACCACGUGAUGGACGCGCAGGGCCUGCAUUCUCUCUGCUGCAUAGCGGGUGGCGACGCGGUCCACUCCUUUGCGCAUGCUGCGGGCUUCUGGGCCGAGAAGGAAGGGAUCGGGCUGCUGCCGGACGACCCCCGCCGGCGGCCAGGCGACAUCCACUUCCCGACUUGGCCGUUCGGCCCGCCCCUGGCCCUCGACUUUGCCGUGGCGUCGCCUCGCAGACAGUCUGCGGUGCAAGGGGCCGCCGCCAGACAGUUUAGCGCGGCCACGUCGUGCGAGGGGGCGAAGCUUGCAGACGGAGAUAAUGGCGUACGCUGCGAGCAACUUGGCAUCCGCCUAGUCCCCGUGGUCGUGGAGUCCUUCGUCGGACGGGGCGAGAUGGCGCAAAACGUGUUCCGGGCCUUGAUUCAUGCUCGCGCAGCGCGCAGUGGCGCGACGGUGAGCAAUGUCACCACUUCCUUCUACUCUGGCCUUAGCAUCACUUUGACGCGUGCGAACGCACGCGCUCUGCUGGCCAGGAUCCCUCAGGAAGCUGGGGUCCAUGCUGACCGCGUCAGCCGCGCUGCGACCUUGCUGCAGGCGGGGCGUCCGGAGGCCGGCGCCCAAAUAGAUUGA